Aspergillus sclerotioniger CBS 115572 is the source of this 4465-nucleotide messenger RNA. RefSeq names its product DNA-directed RNA polymerase. Lineage: Eukaryota; Fungi; Ascomycota; Eurotiomycetes; Eurotiales; Aspergillaceae. Gene Ontology annotation, biological process: mitochondrial transcription. Gene Ontology annotation, molecular function: mitochondrial promoter sequence-specific DNA binding; DNA-directed RNA polymerase activity. The record is from RefSeq and is a predicted model, not a curated record. The coding region runs from base 98 to 4207 and encodes 1369 amino acids. Gene Ontology annotation, cellular component: mitochondrial DNA-directed RNA polymerase complex. The transcript has 2 exons.
CGCACCCGGUUGAGCGUCAUUCUUCUUUCUCUAUUUGUCAAUAAUCUGUGAUAUUCAUUUAAUUGUCAAUAAUCGCGUCUAGCGGUGUUUGUGUAUCAUGUUGUCCCGAGUUGCUCUCCAGAAAAAUGCCUUCGCUCGCCUGCGCCUAGCCAAGGGGCGCUCGGUGUUGCCUUCAGCCGCAUCACUGAGACUUCAUUCUAAUUCGAGUCGACCCAUCGCCCUUACCAACCCAUCUGCGAACAUCACUCAGGAACGUUCUCGUCGACCAUCCUUCCAGUCAAGUCGGAACCUCGCCACUGCUGCAGACCAGUCCGCAGUCGACCAAGGGUCCUAUGGAUCCUUCGAAGCUCCCGCAUACAACCCCGAACGGUACUACGACCAACAAUUGUCCUCUUUCUUCUCGCCCCUCGCUCGUGAUUUCGAUCCCUCGUCCUUGAUCAUCGUGAAUGAUGCCCUGCAAACAAAACCUAAAGUGCUGCGGAGGGUGAAAGGUCUUGGUGGCGAUGAAGAUGAAAUGCUGGCAAACUUUGAUCUGUCCCUCAGACUUCAUCGGUAUGAUCGAGCUGCUAUCCUUCUUUCCCGGCUUAGAGGAUGUUAUCCGGUCGCUUCUUCUAAAUACCUUGCCCUUCACAAUCGCUAUCUUGAGGGGAUGGUCGGGCAAAUGAUCUUGACAAGGCAGCAUAACCUCGUCCUGCCAAUGCAAAAGUUCUUCGAGGUUGAUCUACCGGCCUCCGGGGUGAUUCCGGACGCAACUACUUACGCAAUCAUGAUUCGGAUGGCACUGCGUAUGUUCCACGGUACGAAACGUGAUAGAGCAGUGCGCAGAUACUGGGACUUUGCGAAGAAGGCAUCUCUUGAGGAGGAUGUUUUGGCGGCCCCUGUUCUCUCGGAAUUGGAAAUUGGAGAAUUGUCAGAGAUCUGCUCCUCGGACAUCCAGCGGGUUUCAAUGGGUAGCUUGGAGGCGGACAAGACGCUUGAAGGUAACCGCCAAUCGGAUACGCUCGAUGACGUGCCGGAUAUCAAAGCUGUUGAACAGAAGGGUCUGGGUCUCUCAUCCUUGAAGGAGUCACUCUCGCUCUUCUCCAAUGCUUCAAGAGUGUCCGUUCCCGCGGAAGGCGAAUAUUCACCGGAGGAAGCCCAAGAACUGUACAAUCUAUCCAGGCAGCGACAGCUUGAAGCCGACUCUAUACAAGCAGCCCUGAACCGGUGGCGGCAAGAGAACACUGACAGAAAGAAGGCUGGUCUUGACACUACCGGAAGCGAGAAGCGUUUAGGCAACAUCAUCAAUCAGUGGCAUACGGAUCUGGUCACCAGGAUUGACCAGGAACUCAAGCUUGUUGAAGAGGCAGAGUCAAAGCCCCCUCGCAACUUGGAGGAUACUGAGCGUUGCGAAUACGGUGUCUUUUUGCGCUGUGUUGAUGCAGAUAAGCUAGCGGCUCUCACCAUCCUGAGUGUUUUGUCUUCGUUUGGCAGGGGCGGAAUGGAUUCAGGGCUGAAGCUGGCUUCACUUGCUACUAGUAUCGGCUCAGAGCUUCACGAUGAGUUUUUGGCUGAACGGACCCUCCAGAAGGAGGCGGCAGCCGAUGCUGGCAGGGUUAGAGCGGUCAAGCAAACACUCGCGCUUCGCAAGCAGAAAGACGGUCGGCCACGGUGGCACACAAUUGUUCGAAAUCUAGAGAAGGAUGACCCUACCGUUGCUUGGUCACCCCGCGUGAAGGCAAAGGUUGGCGCCGCCUUGAUGAGUUUCCUUUUCGAAGUCGCCAAGGCUCCCGUCAAAAUCGAAAAUCCGGAAUCGAAGAAGACUGAGAUGUCCAUGCAGCCUGCCUUCCAGCAUGCCUAUCAAAUCACCUGGGGAAGACGUGCAGGUUUCAUUCAUCUCCACCCUGCGAUUGUCAAGAUAGUCACCAAGGAACCCACAUCUGACCUUUUGGGUCGCCAUUUGCCCAUGUUGUGUAAACCUCGACCUUGGAAGGGUAUGAACGAUGGAGGCUACCACGUGUAUAAGAGCCACCUGAUUCGCACGACCCCUGGUGAAACCUUACAACCCGCAUAUGUGAAGGCAGCGCUGGAGAACAGUGGACUAGAGCAAGUUCGACAUGGCUUGGAUAUUCUCGGCACCACCGGAUGGGUUAUCAACGAAGCCGUCUUCAACGUUAUGCUUGAGGCAUGGAAUUCUGGAGAACCUGUCGCCGACCUCGCCCCGUUGGAGCCUGAUCUGCCUCACCCCCCUAAACCGACUCCGGAGGAGGGCUAUGAAGCCGAAAAGAAAUGGGACAACGAUAUGCGUGAAAUCGAGAACCGGAGAGCUGGUUUCCACUCCCAGCGUUGUUUCCAAAACUUCCAGAUGGAGGUGGCUCGGGCGUACAAGAACGACACAUUUUAUCUGCCCCAUAACCUGGAUUUCCGCGGACGUGCUUAUCCUCUUCCCCCUUACCUUAACCAGAUGGGUGCGGACAAUGCGAGAGGACUGCUUCUUUUCAGCGUCGCGAAGCCGCUCGGCGCGAGUGGCUUGAGAUGGCUAAAGGUCCAGAUUGCCAACCUUUCUGGAUUCGACAAGGCCAGUCUCUCGGAGCGAGAAAAGUUCACCAUGGACCACCUGGACGAUGUGCUUGACUCGGCUAACAACGGCCUACACGGCAAACAAUGGUGGCUUAAAGCAGAUGAUCCGUGGCAAUGCUUGGCUGCCUGCUGUGAGUUGAGAAAUGCGCUUCAGCAAGCGGAUCCCACCCAGUACGCGUCCCGCCUGCCGAUCCACCAAGAUGGUUCUUGCAAUGGAUUGCAACACUAUGCAGCCCUUGGUGGUGACAAGAUUGGCGCUCAGCAAGUCAACCUUGAACCGUCCGAUCGCCCAUCUGAUGUGUAUACCGGUGUUGCUGAGUUCGUCAAAGAGGCCGUUUCCCGGGAAGCCGCUCAAGGCCACAGCGUGGCCAAAUUCCUGGACGGAAAAAUCACCAGAAAGGUGGUGAAGCAGACCGUGAUGACGAACGUUUACGGUGUCACUUUCAUGGGAGCCAUGAAGCAGGUUCGCAAGCAGCUUAUCGACCACUAUCCGGAGCUAUCACAGGACCAGAAACACCAGGGAGCCAUCUACAUCGCGCGGAAGGUCUUCGAGGCUUUGGGAACCAUGUUCAACGGUGCCCAUGAUAUCCAGUACUGGCUGGGUGAUUGUGCCAGUCGUAUUACCCAGUCUCUGGCCCCGGAUCAAAUUGAGCAAAUCGCCAAGGAGGCCAUGACUCCCGAAUCUGCAAAGACGAUGGAAGACCCGACAAAGAAGUUCCGGUCGACGGUGAUCUGGACAACCCCGCUCGGGUUGCCUGUGGUCCAGCCAUACCGGGUUCGCAAGGCGCGUCGUAUCUAUACCACGCUCCAGGAUCUGAGCAUCGUCGAUGGCAGCUCGGGGGAUGUCGUGUCCAAGCGCAAGCAGCUCCAGGCCUUCCCCCCCAACUUCAUCCAUUCCCUCGAUGCCACCCACAUGAUGCUGUCGGCCAUCGCAUGCCACCGGGCUGGCCUCCAGUUCUCUGCCGUCCACGAUUCCUUCUGGACGCACGCCUGUGACGUCGACUCGAUGAAUGAACUGCUUCGCGAGGCAUUCGUUCGCAUGCAUUCCGACGACGUCGUCAAGAGACUGGCCGCUGAAUUCGAAGUCCGGUACAGCCAGAAUCUGUUCCUCGCCAAAGUGGAAGCCACCAGUCCCCUUGGCCAGAAGGUCCGCGCCCUGCGCAAGGGAUCGAAGGUGUCUCAGAAAGCCACCAAGGUGCAUGAGAUGCUGGAAGAGCACAAGCGACAGAAGCUCCUGAGGUCGGAUGAUCCGGAACUGCAGGCCCAGGGUCGUGCCAUGGUCACCCCGGGUAGCAUCUUUGAGGAAUUCGGAAGCGACGAAGAUCUGGCCAUCGCCAGUUCGCUGGGAGAGACGGCGGUCGGUCACGUCCCCGAGGACUUGGCGGCGGCGGAACGGAAGAUCUCAGGCAUGGAGGCCGACCCCACGGAUCCCGCCAUCGAGUCCCUCUUCCAGGGCUUUGACAAUGUGCUCGGCGCGAAGGCUGACCCUCACGAUGACACUCCCCCGGAGGAGCCGGCCCCGACCAAGCGCAAGGCCAAGGCCAAAACCUACGUGCAUAUCUGGCUCCCGUUGCGGUUCCGUCCGGUCCCGACCAAGGGAACCUGGGACGUGACGCGCAUCCGCGACAGCAAGUAUUUCUUCUGUUAGAAGUGCCGUCGCACGGGCCGCGGCUGUCUCUGCUUCGGGCGUUCUGGCACGGAGCUUGAUCUCGUUUGACGUUGCACUGCACCGAUCCUUCGGAUGGGUGCUCGCUCUUGAUAUCCCCUUGUAUAUUUAUUGAUCUUCUGGUUGUUUUCUGCUCGGGUGCCGAGUUUGGCACGGGGGAGCUCCCCCCUGAUAAUUUUCUGGUUCUUCUGGCAUGGGUGCUGCAUGGGUUGGGAUGCAUGAAUGAACGUGUAUAGUCUG